CAGCUGUCUGAUGGCUUCCCUAAACGCACAAAAACGAGGAACGUACAGAGAGCAUCUUCGAGAUGCAAGCAAAAUGCCUUGUUUGAUGAAGCGGCAAACCCAAGGCCUUAUCGCUGACGAAUCGGAAAGUAGGCCUAGUGUUGAAGCAGAGGCCUAGAUCACAACUGUGGAAGAUGGCCUAACAGAAAAUGAUGAAUGUGGGGAGGGUUUACAGUCUGAAGCUUCAAACUUUGUUGUUGACGAUGUGAUCGAUGAGGACAACGAGGAAGGCUGCUAGUCUGAUGGUUACAGCAUGACUUUUGAUGAUGACAUCAAUGAAGACAGCAUAGGCAGUGAUCGAAACAGUCAAAUAUUAGAUCAAAGUACAGAGAGGGAGACUGACAUCGUAUUUGAGUGUGAUGAUAAAUAUGAGGAAGGGACUGCAUAUGACAGGCUAGACACUGGCACUGGUUCAUUUUCAUGUGAUGAACCCAGUCUUGCUGGUGACGAUUGAGGAUCUCUUGUUUCCUGGCUGUCCUCUAACAAAAAGGAGCAGCUCAGUUUUAAUAAUGUUGUUCAUUUUGCAGCAUAAAUUGUCUGCUCAAGCUUGUAAAGACCUAAUGCAGCUUAUUUCAGCUCACUUUCCAGUAGGUCACCGUGCUAUGACCUCAUUGUACUGCCUGAAAUCAUAUCUUCAUAAAACCUGUGCUCCUAUGAAACCAAUGAAAGCAUUUGUAUGUCCCAGCUGUGAAGACUUAAUUGCAAACAGUGCAGACCAAUGUGGCACAUAUGAAUUUUUGUUUUUUUAUGUGAAAAAUGCACUAUCUCGACUGUUUAAAGACAGUGAAUUUUGUUCGAAACUUUCUGCUAGUUUUGAGAAAAGAAAUAAUGCUGAUAUGUCUGAUCUAACAAGCGGCAAAAGAUACAGGAAUAUGACUACUGGAUUAUUAUCGAAAUGGAAUAUCACACUGACUUUGAACACGGAUGUUGUAUCGGUUUUUAGAACUUCACGCACUGGGUCUCUUUGGCCUGUGUAUCUUACAAUUAAUGAGCUUUCUUCUGAAUGCAGAUUUUCACUCAAGUAUGCCAUUGUCUGUGAUCUUUGGUUUCAUCCAUCGAAACCGCCUAUACAAGUAUUUCUACAACCUCUGAUGAGUCAGCUGAAGGAACUUUCCACAAAUGGAGAAACUUUCAAGACAGCUGAAGGAUUGCAGCACUGCAAAGUAACUUUCCUCGAUGAGCGUCUCCUUUCAAUUAAAGCACCUGACCACUUUAGUCGAAUUCCACAUAUGCUGAAAGAGUUUUCCACAUGGAAGGCUAGUGAAUAUAGAUCAUGGCUGUUUUACUGGUCUCUUUCAGUGCUUAGAGGAAUUCUGCCAAGAGAGUACUAUAUCCAUUACAGCUUACUUGUUGUUGGAUGUCGUCUCCUUUGUGGAAUGAAGAUAUCUUCCAAUGAUAUUGAUAGAGCACGACAACUUUUGCUGAAGUUUUAUGAAAGGCACGAACUGCUUUAUGGUACAACAUCUUGCACUAUGAAGAUGCAUAUCUUGCAGCAUCUUUCAGAGUUUGUGGAGAGAUCUGGACCAUUAUGGGCCUCUUAUUUUUUCUUUUUUGAAAAAUUACAUGGAGUACUAAAAAUUUUGUGCAUGAGACAAGAUUUGUGUCUAAUCAGAUUGCAACUGCAGUAUCAUUGGUGCAGUUGAUUCCACAAUUGUUUCCUUCUGUAGAAGAGGAUGUGCUUUCACCUGAAGCUGUAGCAUUGAUUCAAAAAUACGGCAUUUUCAGUACAGUCACUUAAUUUGACAUUCCAGAAGUUGACAUUCACAGUCUUUAUAGUUUUGGGUUUCUUUAGCACUGCGUUACAGUACUUUGUGGUCAUCCAAAAGGAGCUUUUCUUGAUGACAAGUACAUCGUUGCUAUCAACAAGGUACUUCAAAGUGAGUGGAAUUACCCAAUUGAUGGCAGAAGUCUUGUCACUAUAAAUAGAAAGUUAUAUCUGAAUGGUAUCAUGGUGCACAGUCGAGCUCCCCAGAAGUCUAAAAGAAAUUCAUAUACUGUGGAGUUUCACGAUGGAGAUACAUUUUUGUUUGGCUAUGUUGAACUAUUCAUUACUAAUAGGGCCAAACAGUAUGCAGUCAUUCAAAAGUUUGCACUAGAAGAAUGGCCAAUAUGUGUGCCUCAAGAAAAUGAUCUUUCAGAUAUUGCUCCUACAUUUGGAGACUUACAGGAGCUUUUGGGUGAACACUGUAUUCCUGUUUCUGAAACUGAUAAUCUGGUAGCAGUUUCACUAGACAGCAUUGUUGCUCAAGUAGUUUGCAUAGAGAUGCAUAGUUCUUCUGUUUUGUAUUUGGCACCUAUGCCGAAUACAGUUGAAUGUGAUUAGAAUGAUAUGGAUUUUCAUCUGAUAGUAUAAAAAUAUAUGUGAAAUUGUUGACAGCACUUUAA
Corticium candelabrum is the source of this 2424-nucleotide messenger RNA. RefSeq lists its product as uncharacterized. Lineage: Eukaryota; Metazoa; Porifera; Homoscleromorpha; Homosclerophorida; Plakinidae. The coding region runs from base 465 to 1682 and encodes 405 amino acids. The transcript has 10 exons. The record is from RefSeq and is a predicted model, not a curated record.